AUGAAUCUGGGGGAUACGCUCCAAAUCGGUUCCCUAAAUUUUGCAGAGACUCACUUCAACAAUUUCUCUGCCAUUAUAUCCGUUUGUCCUUUCGUUCCAAAUUGGUGUGGAAAACACGAUGAACCACGACAAGAAUUACAAUUUGAGGAGCAUAUAGAUGAUUCUAUUCACCAUUUGAUAGUGCCAUGUCUAGAUGAUCUGAAUGAACCAAUAUUUAAGCACUUUGACACUGUAAACAAAUUCAUAGAUAAAUACAUAAACACAGGGAAGGUUUUAAUUCACUGCGUCGCUGGUAUAAGUAGAUCUUCUUCAUUUUGUUUGGCAUAUUAUAUGUGCAAAAAUAAGUGCGGUUAUGCCAAAUCGAUGCAUUUGCUAAGGAAUGUCUAUAGCAAUUCUCAACCUAACGAUGGAUUUGUUCGGCAGCUCAUCCUAUAUGAGAAGUAUAAAUGGUCAAUUCCGGAUUAUGACCAAUUUCUAUUGGAAGCUAAAACAUACUCUGAUGAAUUAAUUAAGUCCAACAGUGAUAGAGUGUAUGAUUGCUGUGUAUCAUACAAUUGUAGGAAAUGUAGAAUCCGUUUGUUCUACGAAAAAAACGUGUGGAAUCACAAACCAAAGCAAAAUAAAAUCUGUCACAGCAUUUUUAUCGAACCUAUGGAUUGGAUGAGCGGUCUAAAUGAACAAUCUGGCAAGUUGAUCUGUAAAAAUGAAAAGUGUUCUGCAAAACUUGGAUCUUUCAUUUGGCAUGGAAAUAAGUGCAAUUGUGGUUAUAGACAAAUUCCAUCUUUUCAGAUCCAUCUAAAUAAAGUCGAUAAAAUUCUUCUCGCUGACCCGGUGAAAUUCAAGGGAGAAAACCCACAACCCUUGUUCAAUUAA
Babesia microti strain RI is the source of this 873-nucleotide messenger RNA. Its product is annotated as DUSP12, YVH1, dual specificity phosphatase 12. Gene Ontology annotation, biological process: protein dephosphorylation. The record is from RefSeq and is a predicted model, not a curated record. Lineage: Eukaryota; Apicomplexa; Aconoidasida; Piroplasmida; Babesiidae. The transcript is spliced from 7 exons. The coding region runs from base 1 to 873 and encodes 290 amino acids. Gene Ontology annotation, molecular function: protein tyrosine/serine/threonine phosphatase activity.